GAACAUUAUGAAUGAAAAUAGAUGGGGAGAAAAAUUAUCUCCCACAUUUGGUAGUUAAUACCAUUAAUUUUUUAAAUCCCAAAAAAAAGACUUUAAAAUGUAUACUUUAAAUGUUUACGAUUAUAUAUUUUGAAGGGAUUUAUUUGAUUUGAAGCCAAGAUUUUGUGAGGUGGGAGAUGGCGAUAAGCCGAGAGUGAAAGAGAAUUCGCCAACAAAACACAGAUUCUUCCAUGUUUCCAUUACAAGAAGUUGGAAAAAAUCAGACCAUUUUUUUGAUGGUUUUUUGGUGAAAUAAACUCCAGAGCAAUUUGAUCCACUGAAACUCCAUCCUCUUUGCUGCCAUUCAUUUCAUAUGGAUUUGUAGCGUUUGAAUUCUCGCAUGGCCGAGAUUGGUGGGUGAAGGGUCCUGUGGAAGGAAGACAACGGCACAGGAUAGGACAGCCACCACGUAAGGGUAUGAUAUCCUAAACCCUGUCCUAUAAUCCUAUUCUUCAGAGGCGCACACUUCAUAUCAUCUCAGCCUACCCACUCCUCUUCACCGACCGCCCACCACCCAUACCAGAUCUUGAUGUAUAGUAUGGGUCGAUUCUUGCAUUCUAUUUGUCUAUUCUCGUACAUAUAAUGUCAGCAUAAGUGUAUUACCAACAACCCACCACCCUACACACUCCAAAAGGCAUUUUGAGCUUUUGGGUUCCCAUUCCUAUUUGAUUUUCUAUCUGGGUUUUCGUCAUUUGAUUUCAAAAAGCAUUGUGUGCUUUUUGAGUUUGCUUUCCAAUUUUAUUUUCUUUCUGGGUUUUCAUCAUUUGAGUAGUAUUGGGUGUGAAUAUUCUUGCAUCAAAAUUUGUCUGUCUUUUUUGUUGUAAUACAUUGAUGGAACGAGCUCGGCGGCUCGCCAACCGGGCAAUCCUCAGACGUUUGGUUUCUGAGGCUAAGCAGACUCGCCAGAAUAAUGAAUCUUUGGUGAAUUCUUCGCCAGCAUCGUAUGCGGCUUCGAGGUAUGUCUCUACACUGUCUCCUUCGGUUCAUUUGGGAAAAAGUGGUAGAUCAGAUGUUUUAGUAGGGAGAAAUGUGAAAUACAAUGGUGGUUUUGGUGUUGGGUCUCAAAUUCGAUCCAUAUCGGUUGAAGCAUUGAAACCCAGUGAUACUUUUCCCCGCCGCCAUAAUUCGUUAACCCCAGAAGAACAAUCUAAAAUGGCUGGAUUUUGUGGGUUUGAGAGUCUUGAUGCGCUUAUUGAUGCCACGGUGCCUAAAUCAAUUCGAAUUGAGUCAAUUAAGUUUCCUAAGUUUGAUGAAGGAUUGACAGAGACUCAAAUGAUUGAGCAUAUGAAUAAACUAGCUUCUAAGAAUAAGGUGUAUAAGUCGUUUAUUGGGAUGGGAUAUUAUAACACCUAUGUUCCAUAUGUAGUUUUGAGGAAUAUUAUGGAGAAUCCAGCUUGGUAUACCCAGUACACUCCGUACCAGGCUGAGAUUUCGCAGGGUCGACUCGAGUCUCUGCUCAACUUUCAAACCAUGAUUACAGAUCUUACUGGCCUGCCCAUGUCCAACGCAUCCUUACUUGAUGAAGGCACUGCUGCCGCAGAGGCAAUGUCCAUGUGUAAUAACAUUCAAAAGGGGAAAAAGAAAACUUUUGUUAUUGCCAACAACUGCCACCCACAGACAAUUGAUAUAUGUAAGACGAGAGCCGGAGGUUUUGAUCUGAAAGUAGUUACUGCUGAUCUUAAGGAUUUUGAUUACAAAUCCGGUGAUGUUUGUGGUGUCCUGGUUCAGUAUCCGGGCACUGAGGGUGAGAUAUUGGAUUAUGGGGAGUUCAUAAAGAAAGCUCAUGCUAAUGGGGUCAAGGUUGUAAUGGCAAGUGAUCUCUUGGCAUUGACUAUGUUGAAGCCUCCUGGUGAAUUAGGAGCGGAUAUUGUUGUAGGCUCAGCUCAGAGAUUUGGGGUUCCUAUGGGGUAUGGAGGCCCUCAUGCUGCUUUCCUUGCCACCUCCCAAGAGUAUAAGCGGAUGAUGCCAGGAAGAAUUAUCGGUGUCAGCGUUGAUUCAUCAGGAAAGCCUGCCCUGCGAAUGGCAAUGCAGACUAGAGAGCAACACAUAAGGAGGGAUAAGGCGACCAGCAACAUCUGCACUGCUCAGGCAUUACUUGCAAACAUGGCUGCUAUGUAUGCUGUUUAUCAUGGACCCGAGGGCCUUAAAACCAUAGCCCAGCGGGUCCAUGGUCUUGCUGGAACAUUUGCACUUGGACUGAGGAGACUUGGUACAGUGGAAGUUCAGGGCCUUCCCUUCUUUGACACUGUGAAAGUCAGUUGUGCUGAUUCACAUGCUGUUGCUAAUGCUGCUGAGGAGAGUGAGAUAAAUUUGCGGGUUGUGGAUCCAAAGACUGUUACCGUUUCAUUUGAUGAAACUACCACCCUAGAGGAUGUGGACAAACUUUUCAAGGUUUUCGCAUGUGGAAAGCCUGUCACAUUUACUGCUGCAUCCCUUGCACCAGAAGUACAGAAUGCGAUCCCAUCUGGGUUGACAAGGAAGAGCUCAUUUCUAACUCACCCAAUCUUUAACAUGUACCAUACAGAGCACGAAUUGCUUAGAUACAUUCAUAGGUUACAAGCAAAAGAUCUUUCAUUAUGCCACAGCAUGAUUCCUCUGGGAUCCUGUACCAUGAAGUUAAAUGCUACAGCAGAGAUGAUGCCAGUGACAUGGCCUACAUUUGCAGAUAUUCAUCCUUUUGCCCCUUUUGAGCAAGCUCAGGGCUAUCAGGAAAUGUUUAAAGAUUUAGGUGAACUACUAUGCACCAUCACUGGAUUUGAUUCGUUCUCUUUGCAACCCAAUGCUGGUGCUGCUGGUGAAUAUGCUGGGCUGAUGGUUAUCCGAGCAUAUCAUAUGGCAAGAGGAGACCAUCACCGCAAUGUGUGCAUAAUUCCUGUUUCAGCGCAUGGGACAAAUCCUGCGAGUGCUGCUAUGUGUGGAAUGAAAAUUGUUUCUGUUGGAACUGAUGCUAAGGGAAACAUUAACAUUGAAGAGUUAAGAAAGGCUGCUGAAGCAAACAAGGACAACCUCUCUGCUCUUAUGGUCACAUAUCCUUCCACUCAUGGAGUCUAUGAAGAAGGAAUUGACGAGAUAUGCAAGAUUAUUCAUGACAAUGGUGGUCAAGUUUAUAUGGAUGGAGCGAACAUGAAUGCACAGGUAGGUCUGACAAGCCCAGGCUGGAUUGGUGCUGAUGUUUGCCAUCUCAAUCUCCAUAAGACAUUUUGUAUUCCACAUGGUGGAGGUGGUCCUGGCAUGGGUCCUAUUGGUGUAAAGAAACACUUGGCACCAUUUCUGCCAUCACAUCCUGUGGUACCCACCGGUGGUAUACCAGCCCCAGACAAGCUUCAACCACUUGGUAGCAUAUCUGCUGCUCCAUGGGGCUCUGCACUUAUAUUGCCGAUAUCAUAUACUUAUAUAGCAAUGAUGGGGUCUAAGGGACUCACAGAUGCAUCAAAGAUAGCUAUUUUGAAUGCAAACUAUAUGGCCAAACGGUUGGAGGAUCACUACCCCAUUCUUUUCCGAGGUGUCAAUGGAACAGUUGCCCAUGAGUUCAUUGUUGACUUAAGAGGCUUCAAGGUAGUUUUUAAUGUACUUAAUAAAAUACAUACAUAUAUAUAUGUUAUAUUAAUACAUACAUAUAUACUUAUGUACAUGUAUAUAUACACACACUUAUAUACAUAUAUGCAUAUAUAUACAUACACACACACACACACACACACACACAUGGAUAUAUAUAUGUAUGUAUAUAUAUAUAUAUAUAUAUGUGUGUGUGUAUGUAUGUAUGUAUGUAUGUAUUUGUUGGGAAUUAACACGAAAUUCCUAGAUCCUAUAAGAAACAAAAAUAGAGAAACAAUCCACGCCAAAGAAAACAAUCAUACGCACAAGACAAUAUUUACGUGGUUCAACAAUUUUGCCUACGUUCACGGAGUUGCAGGGAUUUCACUAUUAUCAGGAAGAAAAAUACAGAGAGUGCGCCGUACAAUGAUUUUCUCUCUUGCUCUCAAAAUAACGGCCUGACCUAAUCACCCAAAAAACAAUAGUUUUAUAUGCUACGCGCAAGCCUUCACUCCAUGGACUAAGCCUUAGGAUAUAAAUCUCUCAUUAAAAACCACGCAGCAUUAAUUCGAGUCAGGUCAUCAUCAUCCAGAUCGAACGAAACUAGGCUCCACAAAGCCUAACAGUAUGUAUGUAUUUUGCAAGCCAUCUUUUUGCAAUCCAUCACUUAGGAAAUAGAUUAGG
This is a messenger RNA of Malania oleifera, 4257 nucleotides long. Its product is annotated as glycine dehydrogenase (decarboxylating), mitochondrial. The transcript has 11 exons. Gene Ontology annotation, biological process: glycine decarboxylation via glycine cleavage system. Lineage: Eukaryota; Viridiplantae; Streptophyta; Magnoliopsida; Santalales; Ximeniaceae. Gene Ontology annotation, molecular function: glycine dehydrogenase (decarboxylating) activity; pyridoxal phosphate binding; glycine binding. The record is from RefSeq and is a predicted model, not a curated record. Gene Ontology annotation, cellular component: chloroplast envelope; apoplast; mitochondrion. The coding region runs from base 871 to 4035 and encodes 1054 amino acids.